Cuscuta epithymum is the source of this 3920-nucleotide messenger RNA. NCBI's taxonomy places the organism in Eukaryota, Viridiplantae, Streptophyta, Magnoliopsida, Solanales, Convolvulaceae. The record is from the annotation of a GenBank genome assembly.
AAAAAUAUGAGAGAGAAGAGUUAUUCUCUGAAUCAUUCUCGUGCGUUUAAAGUCAUGCUCUCAGUGAGCUUUAUUUCUCCAUCUUCACUUAAUAUAAGUUUUAUCAUGGUAUCAGAGCCGAAAUUCUGGAAACAUAAAUUCUAGUUUUUCGCUCUCUUGUUUUUUUCUCACUAUGGCAGUAGGUGAUUCUAUCAAUAAACUCAGCUAUGAAGCUUUGGGUUGUAUUUCUUGUGCCCAAGUAAAUAUGGCAUAUACAUUGCCACAUUCUCGUCCUUGGAUAAUUGAUUCUGGAGCUACUGAACAUAUCACUUGUAGUGAUACUAAUCUUUUCAAUAUCAUCAAUCAUGUGUCGGAAUCCUCAGUCACAAUUCCUAACGGCGAAUCAAUUCCGAUUCAUGCUGUCGGAAGUUUAUAUUUACCCAAUGGGCUCUGUCUUGAACGUGUUCUAUAUAUUCCAAAAUUUCAAUGCAAUUUACUUUCAGCUAGUCGCUUAACAAGUGAUCUAAAUUGUACUCUGACAUUUUUCCCAGACUUCUGUAUUCUGCAGGACGUACCAACGAGGAAGCUGAUUGGCGUGGGUAAAUUUCGUGAUGGUCUUUAUUACUUGGAAUCUCAAGAAAGUGAAAGAGUGGCAAUGUCAGUCUCUAUUAGUUCAGAUAUAUGGCAUCAACGGUUGGGACAUGCAUCUGAUGGAAAAUUACAUCAUAUUAAUUCUCUCAAGGGUUUUCGACGGAGUGAUAAUUUUUGUGAUCCAUGCAUCCGUGCUAAGCAGACUAGACUGCCAUUUCCUACAAGCUCCAUUAAGACAACUCGCUGUUUUGAAUUGAUACAUUGUGACAUAUGGGGAGGCUAUAGAUGUGAUUCACUCUCUGGAGCACGGUAUUUUCUAUCUAUUGUUGAUGACUUUACUAGAGGUGUGUGGGUUUAUUUAAUGAAAAAUAAAUCUGAAGUAUCCCAAUUUUUAAUUCAAUUCUGCAAUAUGGUUGAGACCCAAUUUGAGCAGAAGGUGAAACGAAUACGGGCAGAUAAUGGUUUAGAAUUUCAAACCAACAACUUAUUUGAUUAUUAUGGACGGGCUGGAAUUUUAUUAGAAACAUCAUGCACAUACACACCACAACAAAAUGGAGUUGUGGAACGUAAGCAUAGACACAUAUUGGAGGUUGCAAGGGCACUACGUUUUCAGUCUGGGUUACCUAUUGAUUUUUGGGGAGAAUGUAUUUUGACUGCUGUUUACAUCAUUAAUAGGCUUCCAUCACCCAUUAUUUCUAACAAAAGUCCUUUUGAAAUGCUAUUUGGGAAAGUGCCUAGUUAUGAUCAUUUGCGUGUAUUUGGAUGUUUAGUAUAUGCACAUGAUAACAAACGAAAGGAUAAAUUUGGUGAAAGAGGAAGUCCUUGUGUAUUUAUAGGCUAUCCGUAUGGUCAGAAGGCAUAUCGAGUUUUUGAUUUACAAAAACACACUGUUUAUCACUCUCGAGAUGUGACUUUUUAUGAAGAAAAAUUUCCUUUCAAAAUUGGUUUGGAUCAAGAACUUGAUUUUUCCUCACUUAUCAACAAAGUUUACAAUCAAAUUUUGUGCCAUGAGUGCCCUACGACACAGCCACAUAACAGCUCACCUAGUAGCAUUGUACUUCGUCCGAUGGCUAUACUCGAACAACCUUCAUCUGAGCAGGACGAUUGCAGCCCCACACCAGCUGCGGCGGCCAGCUUGGAGCCUGAUUUAUCAUGUGAUGAGCAGCCAUAUACGUCCCACGUUGAUCAGCUACAACAUAUGUCUACCGCUGGUCCUUCACGUGGUGCAGCAUGCCUUGACCACACAUCAAAAGAAAAGGACAACCUGCUGCCUAGUACGGUCCUACUUCCACCUCACGAGAAGCUUCCCACAUAUAAUAAUAGUGAACAGCAGCAGCCCCCUGAAAACUCCACAUGUGAAUUAUUAUCUCCUAAUGGACCCACAUUUAAAAGGAAAGUUAAUGAGCUGCGUACUGAUGCUACCAUCCAAUUUGGAAAUCUGCCCACUAACUUUGACAUUUGUGGACAAAGAACAAAUGAUGUGGGUCCCACUCCAUCAUCAUGCAUUGAACCUCCCAUUCAUCAAAAAAGGAGUGAUAGGACUCGAAGACUGCCGAAGCAUUUGGAUAAUUUUGAGACUGACUUACCCCCUUCACUUGAUCAUUCACGGCCCACCGCCAGUUCAGUUAACUCAACGGUAUAUCCUCUUUCUGACUUUAUCAGUUAUGAAAAAUUUUCCUCCUCACAUAAAGCUUUUCUAGCGGCCAUCACCUCACGUGAUGAGCCCAAAUAUUUUUCACAAGCUGUACAGGAUCCUCUGUGGAGAGAAGCCAUGCAAAAGGAAGUCAAAGCAUUGGAAGAAAAUGGAACAUGGACAUUGGUCGAGUUACCUCCUCACAAAAGAGUGGUUGACUCUAAAUGGGUUUAUAAAAUAAAAUAUAAACCUAAUGGGGAGGUGGAACGUUAUGAAGCUAGACUCGUUGCCAAGGGUUUUACACAGGUAGAGGGAGUUGACUUUCAUGAAACUUUUGCGCCGGUUGCUAAACUUGUUACUGUGCGGUGUCUAUUAGCAGUUGCAGUCAAGCAAAAUUGGGUGGUACAUCAACUGGAUGUUAAUAAUGCAUUUCUCCAUGGAGAUCUUUCAGAGGAUGUGUACAUGCGUAUUCCCCAGGGAUUUACGAAAGGCGGUGACACCCGUGUUUGCAAAUUACACAAAUCUUUAUAUGGAUUACGUCAGGCCUCUCGUAAUUGGUACCAUAAGUUCACUCAAGCUCUUACUAAAAUUGGAUUUUGUCAAUCCCAAGCAGACCACUCAUUGUUCAUCUUCCGACAGAACUCCAUUACUACAUUUGCUCUUAUUUAUGUGGAUGAUGUUAUUCUAGCCGGAAAUGACAUCACCCAUAUUAACGAAGUAAAAGGGUACUUGGAUACCGCAUUUAGCAUUAAAGACUUGGGUAAAUUAAAAUAUUUUCUCGGUAUUGAAGUUGCUCGCUCUCCUGAGGGUUUUGUCUUGAGCCAACGCAAGUAUACUCUUGAUAUUUUGGAAGAGAGUGGACUUCUUGCAGGACGUCCUUGUUCGUUUCCUAUGGAACAGAAUUUAAAACUUCGUCCAAAUGAUGGUAGCCCGCCAGUAGAUGCAUCUUCCUACCGCCGUCUUAUUGGGCGUUUGUUGUAUCUUACAGUGACUCGUCCGGAUAUUGUUUACUCUGUUAGUCAACUCAGUCAAUUUCUCAACAAUCCACGUCAAACCCACCUUGAUGCGGCCAUACGGGUUCUCCGCUAUUUGAAACAAACACCUGGCCAAGGCAUAUUUCUCUCAUCGGAGAAUGAUUCCACAUUAAAAGGUUAUUGUGAUGCCGAUUGGGCAGGAUGCUCGUUUACCCGCCGAUCUAGCACCGGUUACUUCAUCACCCUUGGGCACUCACCUAUCUCUUGGCGAACAAAGAAACAGUCGGUUGUCUCUCGCUCUUCCGCUGAAGCAGAAUACCGUGCCAUGGCGGUUACAGUUAGUGAAAUUUUGUGGCUACGAUGGUUGCUCAGAGAUCUCACAGUUCCUCAGAAGGGUCCCACACCCCUUUAUUGUGAUAAUCAAGCUGCUCGACAUAUUGCGCUCAAUCCAGUUUUCCAUGAGCGUACUAAGCAUGUUGAGAUAGAUUGCUUUUUUGUACGUGAAAGAGUUGCCACAGAUGAAAUCCAACCACUAUCCAUCUCCACAGCCAAUCAGGUGGCUGAUAUAUUUACCAAAGCACUUGGAGCAGAACGUUUUCAGUUUCUUCGAAGCAAGUUGGGUGUUCGUAACCUUCACACUCCAUCUUGAGGGGGAGUAUUGGAACAUGUGAUAUUUUAAUAUUGGAAUAAUUUAAUAUUGGUUUACAUUAUAUAUUUUCUUAGCCUAUAUUAUUGCAUUUAAG